AUGGAUCUUGUUAAAGUGUCUAAGCAACGGUUGCAAGUGAUGAGAGAUGAUGGAUGGGCAUCUUUAUUGGCUGAAGUAUCUUUAUUUUGUACCUCACAUGAUAUUUCUAUCUUGGACAUGGAAGCGAUAUUUGUAGUUAGUGGGAGGCCGCGACGCAACACCCAACAAAAUACAAAUUUACAACAUUAUCGUAUUGAGUUAUUCUACACAGUUAUAGAUAUGCAACUUCAAGAGCUUAACAACCGCUUUUCUGAGGCGAAUACCGAUUUGCUACUUUGUAUGGCUUGCUUGAAUCCAAGUAAUUCAUUUGUGGCUUUCGAUAAGGAAAAGUUGAUACGUCUAGCUGAGUUCUAUCCCUCUGAUUUUCUUGAGACAGAUAUUUUGGCACUUGACUCUCAACUGCAGAAUUAUAUUUUUGAUAUGCGCAGCAAUGACUUCUUUUUAGAGCUUCAAGGAGUUAGUGAACUUGUUAAAAAGUUAGUGAGCACAAGAAAACACGAGACUUAUCCAUUAGUUUAUUUGCUAGUGAAGCUAGCUUUGACCCUUCCAGUUGCUACUGUAACAGUAGAAAGAAGUUUUUCAGCAAUGAAAUAUGUAAAGAAUGAACUACGCAAUCGAAUGGGAGAUCAAUGGAUGAAUGAUUGCUUGGUUAUAGUCGCCACUGUAUGUUAUGUUGUGAAUGCUUGGAAGAUGUAUAAUGAAGUAUGGUUGAUGAAGGAAUAUGGAGAAGAGCGUUCGCGGAUACAAGUUUAUAAAAUUGAUCUACGUGCAAAUACAAUUGCUUCGAAUUUGAAUUCGGAUUUUGAGUAUUUGAAUGUGUAUUUGAAGCCUCUAAAGUUUUCCAGGGACAGCAAGAAAGUUCUGUUGGUUGAUUGUAAGAAUCUUUUUUGGUAUGACAUAGAAAAGAAAAGAAGCAAGAGGCUUGAGAGUCAGAAUUUGCCUGUUGUGUUUACGCCUCUAACUUCUAUUGGGAGCCUUCUUCUGCUAGAUGGUGAUAGUGUGAUUGAUCCGAAGGAAAAGAAGCAGAAGAAGUAG
Quercus robur (English oak) is the source of this 1035-nucleotide messenger RNA. RefSeq lists its product as uncharacterized. The transcript has 2 exons. Gene Ontology annotation, molecular function: protein dimerization activity. Lineage: Eukaryota; Viridiplantae; Streptophyta; Magnoliopsida; Fagales; Fagaceae. Bases 1 to 1035 code for a protein of 344 amino acids. The record is from RefSeq and is a predicted model, not a curated record.